AUGCCCCAGCAUCAGCUUCAUCGUCAGCAAUCGUCUACAAGUUGUCAGUUCGAGGUGUUCGACCCUUCCGAGGCUCAUUACUUUUGCUGUUUUGGGUUUUGUCAUUCAAAAGUAUGUCCUCAUACUAAUUUGGAGAUCUUUUAGACGGUCGGAGUUCUUAUUUUUCUGUUCGAAUUGAUCGAGCUACUCAGCUCUACCGUUUAUUUGUUUCUGAAAUCGGCAACGUGAGUGGGAUAACAUACUUUUUACAUCAAUGUAUAAUAUUGAAAUGUUGCCACUUGUGAUGUUAUUGCGCAACGGCAAUAUAUAUGAAUUCUUCAUGUAACACGCAAUCGAGUGCCCAUAAUGACAUCUCUAAUUUCAGUUAUACCACAAAAGAAUGGCAGAGCACAGAGGUUCUCAUCUUGGUCGGCCUAACUUUAAUUGGCAUAAUUGCCCUUGGAAUCAGCACUGCACUUCUAUUUAUGGGAGUUUGUUGCGAAGAGAGCACUCUAGUAAUUCCAUAUAUGGUUCGACAAGUACGUUGCGCAUCAAUUACGUUUUACAUUAUUGUAGAUUAUCAUGAUGACAGUACUGGUUAUCACUGGAUUUGUGAAGACGAAAUGGGUCUGGCAUAUCAUUCCAAUCAUACUGGUGCAGGUGGGAUUACUCGUCCUCUCUUUCGGAACCUACAAAUACUUUGCGGAUAAGGAGAAAUUCAACAGAAGGAAUGCAAUUUGUACGUCCCGGAAUGCUUCACAAAGAAAUAAUUCCAAAGCCAAGUUAUCCCAGCAGUCCCAUCGAUUGUCCACCAUCGACCUGUGUUAA
Bursaphelenchus xylophilus (pine wood nematode) is the source of this 807-nucleotide messenger RNA. Lineage: Eukaryota; Metazoa; Nematoda; Chromadorea; Rhabditida; Aphelenchoididae. The record is from the annotation of a GenBank genome assembly.